Archocentrus centrarchus (flier cichlid) is the source of this 1707-nucleotide messenger RNA. RefSeq names its product cyclin O (gene ccno). The record is from RefSeq and is a predicted model, not a curated record. Gene Ontology annotation, biological process: negative regulation of DNA replication; negative regulation of cell cycle. Gene Ontology annotation, cellular component: nucleus. The transcript has 10 exons. Lineage: Eukaryota; Metazoa; Chordata; Actinopteri; Cichliformes; Cichlidae. Bases 1 to 1707 code for a protein of 568 amino acids.
AUGAUCCAGAGGGAGAAAGAGGCGCAGUUUCAUCCCUGCAAAAGCCUGGCACGCCAGCCACAAUUGACUGCAGAGGCCCGGUGUAAGCUGGUCAGCUGGCUUAUCCCAGUACACAAACAUUUCCGUCUGUCCUUUGAGUGCUGCUGCCUGGCAGUGAACAUCAUGGACAGGUUCCUGGCAUCCACACCUGUGGCUGCUGACUGCUUUCAGCUCCUAGGUGUCACUGCACUUCUCCUAGCCAGUAAACAGGUGGAGGUUUGCUCACCACGAAUCAGCCAUCUCUUGUCAUUGUGCUGUAAUGUGUUCACUAAAGAGCAACUCUGCAACCUGGAAUGUCUUGUCCUGCUUCGUCUUAACUUCCGCCUCUCUGCACCCACGCUGGCCUUUUUCCUCGACUAUUACACCAACUGCAUUGAGGCUGCCCAGCUGGUGACAGGGAACAGAAGUGAUGACGGAUUUUCAAGAAUGAAUCCUGACACAAAGACUUCCAGUCAGUGCAGCAAACUUGCACAAAAGGUUUGCGAGUUGAGUCUCGCAGACUAUGCUUUCAACAAAUACCCACCAUCACUGACUGCUAGCUGUGCACUGAGAGUAGCUGUUCUGCAGACAGAGCUGAAUUUGGCGGAGAUGCAAAUAGAUGGAAAAACGUUUGAUGGUAUUUGUCCCAACCAAAUGGGGCAAACCUGGAAGAGAGCUGUCGCAAACAAAACGGAUAAAGUGCUGGUGCCAAGAAGCAGCAGUCCAGUCACUGUGUAUGUUGAGCUUCCAUGCAUCAUUGAACAAGCUUUCUCCACCAUUGCAUGGGAUGAUUUGGAAGAUUGUGCGUCCGCCGUGAGACAGGAGAGAGACUCCCUCGGGUCUCAGGUAAACCAGUCGGAUGCAAAUGACCAAGACUUUGGAGAAUAUGGGCUGGAUUUCAUGGCAGAGUCUCCUACCACACUGGAGAGCAAUCUGUCUCCAGAUGAACUAGUACCUUUUCAAGGAUGUAUUAUACCUCCCCUCACCCCUCAGCGGGACUUCUCUCCAGAAAACAGUCUGGUUAACUCAUCUACAGAAACAGGCAACCCACCUGCCCAGGAUGGAGAUCCCUGGAAAGGGAUAGCAGAGUGCCAUGGAAGGGCUUUGGGACACAGCAUAGCAGUCAACAAACAGCUCCACGAGUCCCUUCACACACAACAAGAAGAGAUCGAUUCUCUUGAGGAGAGGAACCUUCACCUCAGGCAGCUGGCUAGUCGAGCAAAGCACCUGGCCUCAGUGCUUGAAAAAUUGAUGACGGUCAGAGACUCACAUGUAAGAGAGCCAGUAAUGCCUUGUGGUGGUGAUAAAGCCUCGCUGAGUCCCUGUAAGCGACAGCGACUUGAUGAAGGAUAUGAAACAGAAUCCUCUGACUCAGUGGAGGACAUGUUGAGGGAUAUUAGCACACGCUGCAAUGCUGUCCUGCACAGCAGAGCUACUGAAACAAGACUGCAGCAGGAUUUAGAGACUAUAUGCAUGUAUGGCGCAUUCUCAGGCCUGCAGACGUCCAUAGCUAAAGACAGCGCCGUGACUGUGGAUGCAGCAGAAGCUGGAGAGAGUGUCUCAUCUUUUAGAACCUCUGUUAGAGAACACUGCACCAUAAGGACCCAGGUCUUUCCUCAUGGACACGCCUUUACCUCGAGGACUCAGCAGGGCGGAUACCGCUUUCGCUGGGUUCCCAACCAAAGCUGA